UGGUUCUCCUGCACCUCUGAAAUCCCCCCCUUCUUUCCCUCCCCUCCAGUUCAGCCCACGGUGAAGAUCUCCCCCACCAAGGCCGAGCCCCUGUCCCACCACACCCUCCUGAUCUGCACCGCGGCAGGAUAUUACCCCUCGGAGAUUAAGAUCAAGUGGCUGAAGAAUGGGCAGGAGCAGACGGAGGGGGUGGGGUACUCGGAUGCGCUCCAGAACGGAGACUGGACCUUCCAGAACCAGGUGAUGCUGGAGACGGUGCCCGAGCGGGGAGAUGUCUACGCCUGCCAGGUGGAGCACAGCAGCCGGGAGGAGCCCAUCACUGUGCAGUGGGAGCCAGAGACGUCGGACUCUGCCAAGAGCAAAGUGUGGACGGGGGUCGUGGGGGCCGUGCUGGGGCUGGUCUUUGUGGCCGUGGGACUUUUCCUCUACCUGAAGAGCGGGAAAUCCGCCCGUUUCCUGCACCAGGGCAAACUCGAGUGCCGCUUCGCCAACGGGACUCGCGGCCAGGUGCGCUACCUGCAGAGGUACAUCUACGACCGGCAGGAGUUCGCGCGCUUCGACAGCCGCCGCGGGACCUACGAGGCCGUCACGGAGCUGGGCCGGCCCGAUGCCGCCUACUUGAACAGCCAGAAGGAGGUCCUGGACUACCUGCGGGGCGAGGUGGAUCGCCUCUGCCGCCACAACUACGCGGUGCUGGAGCCCGGGCCGGCCAUCGGCAGGAAGGUUCAGCCCACGGUGAAGAUCUCCCCCACCAAGGCUGAGCCCCUGUCCCACCACAGCCUCCUGAUCUGCACUGCGGCAGGAUAUUACCCCUCGGAGAUUAAGAUCAAGUGGCUGAAGAACGGGCAGGAGCAGACGGAGGGGGUGGGGUACUCGGAGGAGCUCCAGAACGGAGACUGGACCUUCCAGAACCAGGUGAUGCUGGAGACAGUGCCUGAGAGGGGAGACAUCUACGCCUGCCAGGUGGAGCACAGCAGCCGGGAGGAGCCGAUCACCGUGCAGUGGGAGCCACAGACGUCAGACUCUGCCAAGAGCAAAGUGUGGACGGGGGUCGUGGGCGCCGUGCUGGGGCUGGUCUUUGUGGCCGUGGGACUCGCCCUCUACCUGAAGAGCGGGAAAGCGACUCCCCUCCCACCUGCUACAGCCCUCAUCAGUUAACCCUUCCUGCCCUGGAUCCAACCUGUGGAAGGGCCUUUCCUGUCGCAAAUGCCCCCCCUCCUGUCCUUUCCUUUGGGGAGGGGCGUUGCAGGGGCUGAAGAUGGACGGAGGAAGGGCUGCUUGUGGCCGGAGCUGCUCCCCCCUCCCUGCAACUGGCUUCUUCUGUGCUUCUCUUUUAUUACUUGUGGGGAGGGGUGGGGAGUCAAUCCUGCCAUGCCAUGAUCCUGCCCAGUCCUCUGUAUGCUUCAUCAGGAGGGUUGCCAACUCUGGCUUGGGAAAUGCCUGGAGAAUUGGGGGUGGAGGCUGGGGAGGGUGGGGCUGGGGGCACAGCACAGUUUAAUGCUAUCGAGUCCAUCCUCCAAGGCAGCUGUUUCCUCCAGGGCAACAGAGCAGCAGAAGUUCCAGGAGGUAUCCAGACCCCACCUGGAGGUUGGCAACCCCACUCAUCAGGGGCAGACAUGGCAUGAGAUCCUUCCCCUCCUCUUGGCAGGGCCGAAUGGCACCUGUGGGCCCUUCUCCUUGGGCAAGGGGUGUUCUGUGUUCAGCCUCUGUGUGGCUCUCUCAGCAACCUCAAUUGUGGCAUCAUCGAAAUUCGCCUUUGAAAUACUGAUUUCGCGUUUUUUGCCUGGCUGCUACGGAGACCCCUGCCCGCCCCUCUCUGGACUCGCUCAACACUCAAGUCUCAGUUGUGGCAUCCAUGACCGGAGGAUGAGAAUUGCUGUUGGAAACAGAUCACAAUUUUUUAAAAAUUUGUCAUUUCCAGAAUUCCUUCGUGCUCCUUAGCUUGGACUCACUCUGAUUGGAGGGACCGUCUAAUAAAAG
Molecule: messenger RNA, 1980 nt
Organism: Eublepharis macularius
Lineage: Eukaryota; Metazoa; Chordata; Lepidosauria; Squamata; Eublepharidae
Product: H-2 class II histocompatibility antigen, E-S beta chain-like
Exons: 7
Biological process (GO): antigen processing and presentation of exogenous peptide antigen via MHC class II; immunoglobulin production involved in immunoglobulin-mediated immune response; immune response
Cellular component (GO): membrane; MHC class II protein complex
Molecular function (GO): MHC class II protein complex binding
Source: RefSeq, a predicted model, not a curated record